Messenger RNA from Parascedosporium putredinis, 1296 nucleotides. The record is from the annotation of a GenBank genome assembly. NCBI's taxonomy places the organism in Eukaryota, Fungi, Ascomycota, Sordariomycetes, Microascales, Microascaceae.
AUGAUGGUUAUUGGCGCCAAGUACAGCCAUCUCCGCCACACGCGCAGGUUUUCCAUCGUGGUGCUCGACCGCGCGCGGCUCAACCUGUUCAAGGCCAUCGAGGCCGACAACAGGCUCAUUCGUGACCUGCAGGUCGUGUACUCCGUAGCGCUCAUGUGCUACACGGGCUUGUGGUGCGGCAACAAGCGCGCGUUCGAGAUUGCGGAGAGCCUUCGCGGGACUCUCCGAGUCUGCGAGGCGACUUCGAUGGUUCGUGUACUCGCUGGAUGGGCAAUUCCCGCCCUGCUCAACCUCAAGAGCAUGUUCCACCCUUCCGAGGUAGCCGCGCUCGAGUGUCCCUGCGAUGACAAGUACUGGAUGGCACCCACGGCGAGAGUGUGGCGCGGCUUGCUAGGGUCCGCCUCGCUGCCGCCGACGCCUGCUUUUGCGGUUGCACUUGCCCCGUUUUCGAUUUUGCUUGAAGCUGCAUCGCGUGCGGAUCAGGCGGUAGGAGUGGCGUCUACUCCUGUGCUCGACCUCAACCCGUGGAGCGCGUUCUUGGUACUGCUUACUCUCUCGAGCGCUGCCAUGGACUGGUCUCAGAGCUGGGCCCUCGCUGUGGCGAUACGGGAGGAGACUACGGAGGAGUUCGAGCUAGGUAGAGCGCAUGUGGAUGGCUGUGGAUUUCGGGAACUGGUUUCUCUCCUGGAGAAGAGAGACAAUAUUCGAGACGCUUGGGGCGCCCACUUUACGAAAACCGGGGAACCCUACCAGCCGCCAGGAACCGGGGCAUACUAUAGCGAGGCGUCCUCGCUGCUCCUGAAGCUGUCCCAAAUGUGCCUUUACGUCCAGGUGACGGACCUGCAGGACGUGCUUGGUAAAAGCGGACCCAAGGGGCUCACCGCUGCAAUGGGUCGACUAGGCAAAUGGACUACCGCCGCGGAUCGAGAGAAGAGAUCUGAUGCGGGUGUCAUACCCUCUGCCGUGCUGGCUGUGGACAUCAUCUCGCUCGCUUCCCGCACCGGCGCGACCGAGACGGCGGCGCCGUACAAUGAGGUGGCUACCUUUUUGUCUCACGUCCUCUUGUGGGUCUUUGUCACUACGGCGACGCCAAUCCAACACCAGCAGCUGCUCGAGAAGCUGAGAUGCUCCGGGAGGGACGGGCAGUUGAUUUUGGUGCUGGAAACCGCGAUGAGCCCUGGUGAUGGACAGCACAAGGCUAGGUCGUACUUUGUUCUGAAGCAUGCGGCUCAUUCGCUUGCGAAAAUGGGGACUUGGGGACCGUGGGUCAGGGGCUUAGCAUCUGUGAAUAUCUAA